Messenger RNA from Salvia miltiorrhiza (redroot sage), 1211 nucleotides. Its product is annotated as thylakoid lumenal 17.9 kDa protein, chloroplastic. Lineage: Eukaryota; Viridiplantae; Streptophyta; Magnoliopsida; Lamiales; Lamiaceae. The coding region runs from base 345 to 1049 and encodes 234 amino acids. The transcript has 4 exons. The record is from RefSeq and is a predicted model, not a curated record.
CAAUAUAACUUACAAAAAAUAAAUACAUUUUCGAUUUCACUUCACUGUAUUAUUAUAUCUCUAGAUUUUUGGAUCUUUAGUCAAAAUGCAUCGAGUCAUUUUAGUAAUUGAGAUUUGUUGUCCUAAGCUUUUGAAGUAUUUCACAAAUUUAUUUUGUAUUGCUCUGUUUUUCUCCUCGUGAGUGUAUGUUUGUUGUGGAGAAACUUGUAUCCUUUAUUUUGAUAAGUAACGCAAUUUCAUAUACAGCGACUUUGUUUAAAAUCAACACGACUCUUGCUCUCUCAACCGAAAAACCAACCAGAGAUGAUGUCCCCUUUGUUUAAUCAUUUUUUGGCAAGUGAGAGAUGAUGAUAUUGGGUCACCUUCUCCAUCAUAUUUCCCCUGUAUUUCCCAUUUCAAAACCCACCCCAAAAUUGUCUUGUAAAUUUAGUGUUGAUUGCAUCAACAAUAUCGAUAAAUAUUCUACUAAACCCACAAUUAAUUGGUCUAGUAACCUAAUCUCCUUUGCAAUUGCUGUGGCCCUUGUUGCUCCACUCCCAUCUUCAGCAAUCCCAUUCCCUUCUUUCGAUUCCAAAUCUUCUUCAACAACCACACCUUUUUCACAGGCACAGAAUUUGCCUACUGGAUUGGAAAAUGGAAAAAUCAGACCUUGCCCUUCAAUAAAUCCAGGGUGUGUGUCAAGCAAUCCCAAGUCAUCAAGUUUUUCAUUUCCAUGGAGGAUAGAGGGCUAUUCUUCGAGUGGAGCUGCCAUUCAGCAAUUGCAAGAUGCAAUCCUAAAAACUCAGAAGAAUGCCAAGAUCCAGCUUGUUGAAGAUACACCUACCGGGCAGUAUCUGCAGGCUGAGGUGGAUGGAGGAUUUGGUGGUCGGGAUGUAAUGGAGUUUCUGGUAAACGCAGACGUGGUUUCUUAUAGAGCUAUGGCGACCAAGGUGACGUACGUGUACCCCUUCACCACGGCCUUAGGGGACUCAAAAGGGCAGGAAGCAAGACUGCAACAGAUCAUCGACGAGUUAGGCUGGUAUGCCCCAAGGUUUGAUUUAAUGGACUAGAUAUGUGUUGCAAUCAUGCUCCAAAAUGUCUCAUGAUGAACAUUUUCACAGGCAAUUUGUAUUUUGUAAUCAUCUGUAAUCUUUUAUUGUUUGAGAAAAAAAAAAAUUCUCACGGAACAAAUGUGCAGGAAAGUUAAAGCAUCAGUGAAUUCCGUUUAAACA